AAUGGGGACAGCGCAGGGCAUGGGCAGCUUUCGAGUUACAUUUCAAAAUAGAAACAAAAAAGAAAAGAAAAGGAGAAAUCAGACACCCAGUGCGAACCAAAAUAAUAUCGAUGACAUAUUCAUAUGCUGCUGAAAAUAAUAGACUGCUUCUUGCAAACGAGCGAUUCUGAGACGAGACAUCCUAAGUUACGCUUUAAAAUGUUUUGCCCUACAUAUUGACCUCGCCUUUUUAUUAUCGUCCUAUUUAUUGACCUUAUUGUUUGCGCCAUACUCUAUUUAUAGCGUAUAUAGGCUAUAUAAAGCAAAAUGGGCCAACAGAAGACAGUGUUUUGGUCACAAAUCAUGGCUCCAGACAAAUGUUUGACUGUGCUCGUGCUUGUUGCGGGUCUUUGCUCGAGUUUUACGUAUGCCAAGCUUCCAAACAUUGUGUUUAUAGUUGCAGAUGAUUUAGGCUUUAACGACGUGGGUUUUAACAACCCCGAUAUUUUGUCUCCCAACAUCGAUAAACUAGCCAGCGAGGGAGUGAUUCUCGAUCAGAGUUACGUCCACCCCGUAUGUACACCAUCUAGAAGCGCCUUUAUGACAGGUCUGUAUCCAUGGAAGGCGGGCUUACAACAUGGAACUAUACAUCCGCUUCAGCCGGUAUGUGCCCCAUAUAAUGUCACCUUCCUGCCAGAGGUGCUCAGAAAACAAGGCUAUGCAACACAUAUGGUUGGAAAAUGGCACCUCGGCUUCUGCAACUGGAACUGCACACCAACGUACCGCGGUUUUGACAGUUUCUUCGGCUUUUACAGCGGAAUGGAAGAUUACUAUGCUCAUACACGUGACAACGGAUUGGACCUACGUGACGACGAAAAGCCUGACCGUUUAGACGGAGGAAUCUACUCAGCGGAGCUCUUCGCCAUGAGAGCCAAGCGAAUUAUAACCAACCACGACAAGAACAGGCCUCUCUUUUUGUAUUUGCCUUUCCAGAAUGUGCACGCUCCAGUACAGGUCCCACGCCGCUAUUCAAACAUGUAUGCUCAUAUUCAAGAUGAAACCAGAAGAAAUUUUUCUGGUAUGGUAAGUGCUAUGGAUGAAGCAAUUGGAAACAUCACAACUGCACUCAAAGAAGCAGGACUCUAUGACAACACUCUGAUAGCUUUCACGUCUGAUAAUGGAGGUAGCCCUUUCCGGGGAGGGAACAACUUUCCCCUUCGAGGUUCCAAGGCGAGUAUUUGGGAAGGUGGCACCAGAGCGGUUGCAUUCGUCCACGGCCCUAUGCUACAGAAGACAGGGUACAGGCACAACGGAAAAUUCCACGCUGUCGAUUGGUUCCAAACCUUUUUGGCGGUUGCUGGAGGCUCUCCAGCUGCAAACAUCAACAUGGACAGUAUGAACCUGUGGCCUAUGCUGAAGCUUGGAAUAGAUUCCGCUAGAACAGAGUUCGUCUAUCACUUAGACAAUAAAUCCCCUUCACUCCAAGGGCAUGCCGCUAUCAGAGUCGGCGAUUACAAGUACAUCGAAGGAUUCCCUGGGCUGUUCAGUGGUUGGGCUGAACCACCAAAGGUGCAACAGUCCCAAGAAUAUCUGAACUUGGAUCAUGACAGAGACAGCCUUGAUGCCUUCUACAAAUACAUGCAGAAAUCAAAAACUUCACCAGGAUAUUCAGGGCAUGGACUGUAUAAUAUAAAGGAUGAUCCUACGGAGCACAAAAAUUUGGUCCAAACCAUGCCCCAAGUUGUGCAAGAGAUGAAGAAGAAGUUGAAACUGGCACAGCAAGAGAUGGUACCAGCGAAUGACCCACCGGAUGAUAACAAAGGAAACCCGAACAAUUUUGGGGGAGUUUGGACACCGGGAUGGUGCUGAUAAUGUUGAUGUGCUACAUGUACAUUUACUAUGGAAUAGUAUCGGUUUAAAAUGUACUGACAUGAUGAAAAAAACUAACGAAAAAUUUUUAAAAAACAUUUUUUGUCAUUUGAUUAUAUUUGAUUGUUUUUAUGUUGGCUAUUCUUUCUUCGGAUUGAGGAAGGAGCCAUGGUGCUAAAAUUUUCACUUAGCCAUUUAUUUCAAGCUAUUUCAUUUCAGUAUGAUUUACGAUUAAAGUGAUUUCUAUGAAGUAACGAUUUACUGUUUGGGAUUCUCAUUUAAAUGCUUCGAAAAUAUCGUAUCCCUUAAUAGCAAAAAGCACAUUUUAAUUAAAAUAUGUAUUUAUAAAAUGGGUAAGUGAGGAUAAAUAUAAGAAAAAUACUCUCUGCCAGAGGCAAGCUGAGUGAUGACGUGAAUUCUAUGCAAAAAUACUCGCUGUUAAGGAAAGCACACAUAAUUGCCCGAGCACUAUCUUUGAAUAACUCGAAACAAACUCAUCUGUGGUCCUCGAGAAGGGUACAAGAAAUACAUCUUCUUCCAUAAACUGAAUAUAAACCUAGCAUUUUGGAAUCAUGUGAUAUAAUAAAUGAUUCCCUGUUCUGAAAA
Molecule: messenger RNA, 2454 nt
Organism: Lingula anatina
Lineage: Eukaryota; Metazoa; Brachiopoda; Lingulata; Lingulida; Lingulidae
Product: arylsulfatase B
Molecular function (GO): sulfuric ester hydrolase activity
Source: RefSeq, a predicted model, not a curated record